AUGAAGCUUCUUGCCGUUCUUACUUUCGUCGCCAUGCUCUCCUCUGCCUUUUCUCAGGGUGGAAUGGCUGAACUAAAAUCUAUAACAGGAGAUGAGCCUUACAACGGGGUUGGAAAUGCUCCGGCUCCGAUACCUCAACCAAUGGGCUUCUGGGGAAGACCAAGAUAUUCUCCAAUGAGUUAUCAACCAGGUUUUGGAGGUGGAUGGUACGGUGCUAGCCCUAUGGAUCGUUUCACUUCAUUCGGACACUCUCCAUAUGGGGCGGAGCCUGGACUACAUCCCUUUGAUAUGCUUUCCAACCUAUUCAGCUCUGUUUUCGAUGACGAUGAGCACCCACGUUUUUCUUCAGCUUCAAACCCUAUGACGAUGCGAUCUGCUAAUACUAUUUCACGCAACCAUUCCCCUUCUCCAUCUCCAUCUUUGUCUAAUAUUUUUUCUGAUAGAUCUUCAUUUUCCGAUAGACCUGCUCCCCGUGCAUCUGCUUCUUCUGGCUCAAGUGGCUUGAACUUAGGCGGUUUCUACACCGGAAAAGGAAACUGA
Auanema sp. JU1783 is the source of this 540-nucleotide messenger RNA. The record is from the annotation of a GenBank genome assembly. NCBI's taxonomy places the organism in Eukaryota, Metazoa, Nematoda, Chromadorea, Rhabditida, Rhabditidae.